This is a messenger RNA of Neofelis nebulosa (Clouded leopard), 2526 nucleotides long. RefSeq names its product peptidyl arginine deiminase 4 (gene PADI4). Gene Ontology annotation, molecular function: calcium ion binding; protein-arginine deiminase activity. The transcript has 16 exons. Gene Ontology annotation, cellular component: cytoplasm. NCBI's taxonomy places the organism in Eukaryota, Metazoa, Chordata, Mammalia, Carnivora, Felidae. The coding region runs from base 55 to 1923 and encodes 622 amino acids. The record is from RefSeq and is a predicted model, not a curated record.
UAAAGGAACCAGCCGAGGGGCUCCCUGCAGCUGGAGGGACGGGCUGGCGGGACUAUGGCCCAGGGCACGGUGAUCCAUGUGGCCCCGGAGGAGCCCACCUAUGCCGUGUGUGUCCUGGGCACCGAAAGUCAGCUGGAUGUCUACAGCUCUGCCCCCACGGGCUGCACGUCCUUCAGCAUCAGUGCCUCCCCAGGAGUGAUCGUGGACGUUGCCCACGGCCCUCCAGCCAAGAAGAAACCCAAGGGCUCCUCCAAGUGGUCCCUGGACCCGAGGCUGGAGGUGAGCCUGAGGGUGAGAGAUGCCAGCAGCAGCACAGGCGACCAAAAGGUCCAGAUUUCAUACUAUGGAUUGAAGACCAGCCCGAUCCAAGCCCUGCUCUAUGUCACUGGUGUCGAAAUCUCCUUGAGCGCGGACAUCACCCGCACUGGCAAAGUGAAGCCUGCCGGAGCCCAGAAAGGCCAGAGGGCCUGGACCUGGGGCCCCCGCGGGCAAGGCGCCAUCCUGCUGGUGAACUGCGACAAGGACAACCCCAAAUCUUCCACCAUAGACUGCAGGGAUGACAGGGUGCUUGACAGCCAAGACCUACAGGACAUGUCCCUGGUGACCCUGAACACGAACACCCCCAGGGACUUCUUCGCCAGGCACCAGCUGCUGCUCCAUGUGGCCAAGUCGGAGAUGGACAAAGUCAGGGUGUUCCAAGCCAGCCGAGGCAAUCAGAUCUCCAGGUACAGGGAGGUCCUGGGGCCAAAGCAGCCCUGUCACCCCCUGGAACUCCCGGGGGGCCAGCACAGCACAGACUUCUAUGUGGAGGGCCUCGCUUUCCCAGACGCCAACUUCCCGGGGCUCAUUUCCCUCACCGUCUCCCUGCUGGACACAUCCAACCCGGAGCUCCCCAAGACCCUGGUUUUCCAAGACAGUGUGGUCUUCCGUGUGGCCCCCUGGAUCAUGACCCCCAACACUCAGCCCCCUGAGGAGGUGUACGUGUGCAGGAUGCUUGAAAAUGAGGACUUCCUUAAGUCCGUGACUGCGCUGACCCAGGAAGCCAAGUGCCAGCUGACCGUGUGCAGCAGGGAGCAGAGUGUGGGGGACCGGUGGAUGCAGGACGAGAUAGAGGUCGGCUACAUCCAAGCCCCGCACAAGACACUGCCCGUGGUCUUUGACUCUCCAAGGAACAGAGGCUUGAAGGAGUUCCCCAUCAAGUGCAUGCUGGGUCCGGAUUUUGGCUACGUGACUCGAGGGCCCCAAACAGGAGAGGUUUCUGACCUCGACUCCUUUGGAAACCUGGAAGUGAGCCCCCCGGUCAAGGUUGGGAGGAAGAAAUACCCUCUGGGCAGGAUCCUCAUUGGCAGCAGCUGCUACCCCAGCAACGAGAGCCAGGAGAUGCACCAGGCCUUGCAGGACUUCCUGAGCGCCCAGCAGGUGCAGGCGCCCGUGAAGCUCUACUCCGACUGGCUGUUUGUGGGCCACGUGGACGAGUUCCUGAGCUUCGUCCCGGUGCACAAGGGCUUCCGGCUGCUCCUCGCCAGCCCCAGGUCCUGCUACAGGCUGUUCCAGGAGCAGCUGGAGGAGGGCCACGGCGAGGCUCUGCUAUUUGAAGGGGUCAAGAAAAAAAAACAGAAAAUAAAGGACGUUCUGUCCAACGAGAAAUUGAGAGAAGAUAAUUCGUACGUGCAGAAAUGCAUUGACUGGAACCGGGAGGUGUUAAAGCGGGAGCUGGGCCUGACCGAGAGGGACAUCGUGGACAUCCCCCAGCUCUUCAAGCUCCAGGAUGACCUCCAAGGGAGACUCAAGGCCGAAGCCUAUUUCCCAAACAUGAUGAGGCACAGAGAGGUCGGGCCUCCCGCACAAGGACACACAGCUGGCUACAUGGGAUUUAGAGCUGGAAUUCGAACCAGGGGUCUGGCUGCAGAGCCCACACCCUGACCCCCGAGGCACUGCCCGCUACGGAUUUCCCGGCGGGGGCAGGGGGGCGGGGGGACGGUGUAGGUGUGCCCUUGAGCAGGCAACUUACAAGCUGCUCUCCGUUUCAAGUCCCAUUGGGAAGGGGAAAAGUCGGGGGCACCAUUUCAGACUGGGUGGUCCGGGCAGGCCGUGAGGCUAGCACUGCCUGGGCUGGGCGGAUUCACUCCUCUGACGGGUGAACUCGGAGGGGGGGGAAUCCCACCCUGGUCAAGAACUUUUAACUGUGACCCCCUCCUCGCCCACCCCAAGACCGUCUUAAAGCCAUCCAUGGCAUUUCUACCAUCCCCGUGCCCUUCCUCUGUCUCUCCAAAGGAUACCCGAGGGCCGGGCAGAAAGCCCAGCUGGGGCCCUCAGCUACCCUGUCCUGCUGGGGCUGGGCCAGUCCCGGCACAGUGGACGUCAGACUGGUUUCCCCAGGUCCCUGGGGUUCCAAGGCAGCGGUUGGGAUUUUUUUUCCGUCUUAGGCAUUGAGGUGCUACAGAAGAUUUUAUUUAGAAGAAGAGGUUCCGUGGCUAAACCAACAAGGCAGGAAGGGGCACCUUGAAUAAAAGCCCUUGGCCCCGA